UUUCCGGUAAGCGGGUUGGUCAUGUCUGCCAGAAAGGCUCGCUCGGUGGCGAACCCUUUGGAGUCUGCUAUCACUUCACCGAGUGAGAGGAUACUGAAAGAAUGUCACAGUUUGUAUGUUGACAGCGAAAACGGCCUGGUAAAGAUUGCCAGCAGCCAAGGAGUACGCCUUCUUCCCCCCAGAAAGAAGAUUAUUGUGAUGAUCAUGGGGAACCAUUCUGCCGGAAAAAGCUCCUUCAUCAACUGGUAUGUUGAGGAGCAUAUCCAAAAAACUGGUGUUGCCAUUGAAACGCAGGGCUUCACAUUCAUCACAAGUGGGCGUAAAAGAGAAUCAUUGACGGGGAAUGCAACACUUCAUCUAUACCCCCAUUUUCGACCGCUCCUUGAGUUUAAAGGUGUUAUGGACUAUCUAUCUGCUGAGAUAUCCACCUCCAAGCAGAAGAAGUUCAGCCUUGUGACCUUUGUGGACACACCAGGCUUAGUGGAUGGGGACAUGAUCUACCCUUUUAAUGUUAACAGCGCCAUCACAUGGUUAGGAGAGCAGUCGGACCUGAUAUUUGUGUUCUUUGACCCCAUGGGUCAGGCGCUGUGCAAGCGCACGCUGAACAUUGUGGAGAAGCUGAGUGAGAAGUGUGGGGACAAGCUGUUGUUCUACCUCAGCAAAGCUGACGAAGCUGGAAAGGAAACCGAUCGACAAAGAGUGAUGAUGCAGAUUGUCCAGGAAUUGUGCCGCCGCCCAGGUCUCAACAAAUGUGGUUUUGAAAUGCCAACAAUAUAUAUCCCUAACCCGCAGAAGCCAAACCGCUGUGUGAACCAAAUCGACGGAGUUUGUCAGACCAUCGAAAAGACCAUCAACCAGGCUGUGCAGAGAACUUUGGACCAGUUAGAAAAAGACUGUGAUCUAAUUUGCUUUACCAUCAGCAGCAGACUACAACAGGACAGAACUGAUGCCUCAUACAACAAAAGCGUUCGACUGCACUCGUUCGUAUGUGGUGCUAUGGGAGUUGUCCUUCCUCUGCUCUUCAUUCUCAGUUUCAUUCUGAGCACUUUCCCCAAGGAGCAGCUGAGUAAUCUGACGGGAGAGGGGCUGGCACACACCCUUUCUGUCUGUACAGGAAUUGUGAUGUACCUAUGGGAGUGGAUUCCGGAAGAUGGGCAAGUUGUCUUUGUGAUCCUUUUUGGAGCCUUUUGUUACCUCCUACUUUUCCUCUCUAAAUACUUCUCUGGUCAAGGAAACAAGACUCUAACAAAGAAGGAGAAGAGAGUGAUGACAGAGUACAGUGAUUAUAUCCAGGAUAUCGUCAAAGCCAAAAAGGGUAAAUUGUAUGAAUGGUACCUCCAGCAAUGUGCUGCAGAAUAUGACCUUUGACUCCGGGUAAGCGUCACAUGUAUGUACAAACCCCGUUUCCAUAUGAGUUGGGAAAUUGUGUUUGAUGUAAAUAUAAACGGAAUACAAUCAUUUGCAAAUCAUUUUCAACUCAUAUUCAGUUGAAUAUGCUACAAAGACAAUAUAUUUGAUGUUCAAACUGAUAAAAAAAAUGUUUUGCAAAUAAUCAUUAACUUUAGAAUUUGAUGCCAGCAACACGUGACAAAGAAGUUGGGAAAGGUGGCAAUAAAUACUGAUAAAUUUGAGGAAUGCUCAUCAAACAUUUAUUUGGAACAGCCCGCAGGUGUGCAGGCUAAUUGGGAACGGGUGGGUGCCACGAUUGGGUAUAAAAACAGCUUCCCAAAAAAUGCGCAGUCUUUCACAAAGAAGGAUGAGGCGAGGUACACCCCUUUGUUCACAACUGCGUGAGCAGUCAAACAGUUUAAGAACAACGUUUCUCAAAGUGCAAAUGCAAGAAAUUUCGGGAUUUCAACAUCUACAGUCCGUAAUACCAUCAGAAGUUUCAGAGAAUCUGGAGAAAUCACCCUACAUUAGUGGCAUGGCCGGAAACCAACAUUGAAUGACCGUGACCUUCGAUCCGUCAGACGGCACUGUAUCAAAAACCGACAUCAAUCUCUAAAUGAUAUCACCACAUGGGCUCAGGAACACUACAGAAAACCACUGUCCCUAAAUUCAGUUUAUCGCUACAUCUGUAAGUGCAAGUUAAAGCUCUACAAAGCGAAAACCAUUUGUCAACAACAUCCAGAAACGCCGCUGGCUUCUCUGGGCCCGUGAUCAUCUAAGAUGGACUGAUGCAAAGUGGAUAAGUGUUCUGUGGUCUGACAAUUCCACAUUUCAAAUUGUUUUUGGAAAUAUUCGACAUUGUGUCAUCCGGACCAAAGGGGAAGCGAAUCUUUCAGACUGUUAUCGACGCAAAGUUCAAAAGCCAGCAUCUGGCUUUUGGGGUGCAUAAGUGCCCAAGGCAUGGGUAACUUACACAUCUGUGAAGGCACCAUUAU
Molecule: messenger RNA, 2384 nt
Organism: Nerophis ophidion (straightnose pipefish)
Lineage: Eukaryota; Metazoa; Chordata; Actinopteri; Syngnathiformes; Syngnathidae
Exons: 12
Coding region: 22-1368 (448 amino acids)
Molecular function (GO): GTPase activity
Source: RefSeq, a predicted model, not a curated record